Messenger RNA from Tetrahymena thermophila SB210, 1080 nucleotides. RefSeq names its product cyclic nucleotide-binding domain protein. Lineage: Eukaryota; Ciliophora; Oligohymenophorea; Hymenostomatida; Tetrahymenidae. The record is from RefSeq and is a predicted model, not a curated record. The transcript has 3 exons.
AUGAAGUAAAAAAAGCAAAGAAAUUUAGAGUAAAAAAGAAAUCCAUUGCUUAAUGAAGCUAUUAGGUAAAAGAGCUAUUAAUACAUUUCUAAAUUUCAAUAGCAAGGAAAUGCUUUGGUUGAGCGAAUAUCUAAAUAAGAUUAACUUGACUUAAUGAUGACAAUUUUGGAUAAGGAGUGUGAAGAAAGAAGUAAUUUAGAAGUCCACAUUCUUACUCAUAUUGUUUCAGAUAUCAGAUUUUUUAGGGAUAUUAAGUCAUCAGCAACUGAUGCAGAUGAAACAUGCUUUAAGCUUUGCAAAUAUAUGCAAGGAUUCUUCCUUUCAAAAGACUAAGUUUUAUUUAACUAAGGAGACAGGGGAGAUACAUUCUGGAUUAUAAUAAAGGGAGAGGUUAGAAUUUACAAAUCAUCAUAUCAAAAAGUGGAAGAACAGCAGAGCAAUGAUUAAGAAAACUCUUAAAAAUAAGCUGGAAAACAGUAAGAAAAUGCGAAUGAAGAAAUGUAGCUACAAGAAAUUGAGCUAGUCAGACUAGGUUAGGGUAACUGCUUUGGUGAAUUUGCCUUAGAUCCAAAUAAAAGUAAUAGAAGACAAGCAAGUGUUUAAACUACAGUGGAUACAUUCUUUGGCUUUAUAAAAGGAGACAAAAUUAUAGAUAUAUUAGAAAAAAUAAAAAAUAGUGCUUCUUUCAUUGAAAGUUUCUCUAAAAUGAGUAUUCUAUCAGGAUAUCCUUAUGAAGUGAUAAAACAAUUCUAUGAUAUUAGUGAUGAAUAAAAAGUUGAGAAAAAUUCUAUUAUUUACGACGUCGGCGACAUACCUGACAACUUUUAUUUUAUUAAAGAAGGAGAAUUCUCUAUUUACAUUGAAAAAAGCUUCAAUAACUAAUUCAAAGAAGUUAAGAAAUAGUCUCAAAGUAAGUUUUUCCAUUUCUUUUUUUCUAAAAAUCAAGACAAAGUUUGCUUGAUCAAAAAUGUAUUAAAUAAAGUGACCUUAAUUGAUAAAAAUAACUUCACUUAAUCUUAAAAUUUGAAUAUUUUAGUUUAAAAAAAGCAACUAACUUUUAAAAGUUAGAAUUUCCUCUGA